Saitoella complicata NRRL Y-17804 is the source of this 795-nucleotide messenger RNA. RefSeq lists its product as uncharacterized. Gene Ontology annotation, cellular component: endoplasmic reticulum membrane. Lineage: Eukaryota; Fungi; Ascomycota; Saitoellomycetes; Saitoellales; Saitoellaceae. The transcript is spliced from 2 exons. Gene Ontology annotation, molecular function: fatty acid elongase activity. Gene Ontology annotation, biological process: fatty acid elongation, saturated fatty acid; fatty acid elongation, polyunsaturated fatty acid; very long-chain fatty acid biosynthetic process. The record is from RefSeq and is a predicted model, not a curated record. Bases 1 to 795 code for a protein of 264 amino acids.
AUGGACUACAAGACUCCCAUCAUCACCGCAUUGAUCUACUCUACCUGCGUUCACUUGAUCAACAAGACGCGCGGUCGUGGCCCUGCUCCUCGUUUCACCCACUCUCUUUGGUUCAAGGCCUUGGUCCUUGCGCACAACGCAUUUCUCUGCGUCUACUCCGUCUGGACCUUUAUCCACGGUUUUCGUCAGGUUUCCGCCCAGUUCGGUGCUGGUCUUGCUACCGGUCAGUUCGGCAAGGCCUUCUGCGAUCAGUUCCCCCUCCAGGACAACCUUGUCGACAACUUGAUCAACUACUAUGGUUACCUUUUCUACCUUUCCAAGUUCUACGAGAUCUUCGAUACCAUCAUCAUCCUUGUCAAGAACAAGAAGUCUAGCUUGUUGCAGACUUACCACCACUCCGGAGCCAUGAUUACUAUGUGGGCCGGUAUCCGUUACCAGGCUCCCCCGAUCUGGAUCUUCAUUGUCUUCAACUCCUUCAUCCACUCCAUCAUGUACUUCUACUACACCGUCUCUACCCUCCGCCUCCCCUUCCCCCGCGUCCUCAAGCGCUCCCUCACCACCCUGCAGAUCACCCAGUUCCUCGUCGGCGGUUCUACCGCUGCAUCCUACCUCUUCGUCGACAGCUGUCUCAAGGCUCCUGGUCAGAUCUGGGCUGUUAUCCUUAACGUUGCCUACCUCACUCCCCUCACCUACCUCUUCUGCCAGUUUUUCAUCGCCUCUUACUUGAAGGGCCCCAGCUCCAAGGCUAGCACCAAGCAGGCCAAGAAGAUCAACGAGAGCAUUGAGGCCCAAUGA